AUGCCUACGUCAGCUUGGACUGAAGGCACUGAAGAACUUCAUGAAGAAUCCUCUGCACAGACAGAACGCUGCUUGGGAGGAGCGCUGUGUCCUUCCCUGGAGUGGAAAGGCAAGAAACGGGAAAGAAGAGCCCAGGCGUGCCAGGCUCUCAUUGCCCCCCGGGAGGUGAGCGGCCGCGUGGGGCAGGCGCUGACCCUGAACUGCUGGUACGGGCCGGGCUACCAGGGCUACAACAAGUACUGGUGCCGCGGGGCCUCGUGGGACUCCUGCCGCAAGGUGGUGGAGACGGCGGGGCGAGAAGUGCCCCGGCAGCGCGGCCGCGUCUCCAUCACCGACAACCACGUCUUCUGCUUCGUCCUGCUCACCCUGGAGGAGCUCUCGGAGGAGGACGCCGGGAGCUACUGGUGCGGGGUGGAGCGGGCGGGCAGGGACAUCAUGAAACCGGUUACCGUCAGGGUUUUGCCAGCUCCCCCCAGGACCACCCCCGAUGCGUCCGUACGAGCUGUGCCUGCAAACCCUGCAACCACCCCCUCGCCCUGGCUCUCCGACGCCACCAUCGAGAUCCUCUCCACAGCCAACAGCACCAACAGCCACUGCCGCGGGCCCCCCCAUGUCAGCCCGGAGUGCCCUGGUGCCCACGGCGGUGCUGCUCUCCCUGCUGGCUGUGGCUGGCUCUGCCGGGCUCGUCUACGCCCUGUGGAGGAGGAGGGAAGACCUCCAGAGACCCCUGGGAGCGGUGAGAUCUAAGCCAAAGGACUGGGUUCAGCCGCACCAUAUGGAUUUUGGGGACACGCUGCCCCUUCGCAAUGAACCCCCCCUGACCCCCUCCAAGCCUGCCUUCGCCGGGGAGCUGGACAGCAUCUACGACAACGAUCUGACCCUGACAAAGGACCCCGGGGACACACCGCCCCCGAGCCAGCAGGACGCCGUGCAGCAGGACACAGAGCUGGAGGAUGAGAACUUCUACACCAACACCUUGUACCACGACAGGAGCAUGGGGAGGCCCAGACACGGCACACAGCAAGGAAAUGAAUUCCUCCGGUCCUAAGGGAGCACCGCGGGUGGGCAGUGGGGUCCCCGGGUGCUCCCCUGCAGAGACACCGGCGCUUUGCUCUGAGCUGGGCAGGGAGCAGGGGGGCUGCAGGAUGGGAAUGAGCUUCACCAGAGGCUGCGGAUCCAUCACGGGAGGAUCUCAGCAGCACCACAGCUUCUGCCCACAGGACAGAGCCCGGGGACACCCCAAUUCCCCACCCCAAGCGCGUCCCCGCUGUCCCAGCCUCCUGCCUCCGGCUGGGCUGCUCCCAGCACAUCCCACAGGGCUGCCGGGUGUGGAGAUGCCCUGGACCACGUCCUCCUUGCCCAGACCCGGUACAAUCCCUAUCAUUAUCUCGUUUCUCCUGCUCUUACUCAGCCUGAAGCUGCCCGUGGUGCUGGUCCUGGUGUGCACGGCCGUGUGGGUGAGGAACCUGUGCAGGAGAUGCAGCCCCCGGGGAAACCUGCAGCUGCCCGGGGCAUCGGGCAGCCUGCACGCCCCGACGGUCCCCGAGCAUCCCCCUGCCCCCUGCCCCCUGCCCCACACCCUGUGGGGCUGAGCCACCCGCCCCACAGCGGGAGCUGCUCGGCACCAGGCACCUCUCCCAAUGCAAAGCCCAAAGCGCUGCCGGCACCCCCAGGGCUGCAGCGGGGAGGGUUUGGGGUGCAGAGAGCCCGUGUCUGCUGAGCAAAUGCACUUUGCAAUAAAGCUUGGUAU
This is a messenger RNA of Anas platyrhynchos (mallard), 1750 nucleotides long. The record is from RefSeq and is a predicted model, not a curated record. Lineage: Eukaryota; Metazoa; Chordata; Aves; Anseriformes; Anatidae.